This is a messenger RNA of Larimichthys crocea (large yellow croaker), 5918 nucleotides long. It is a transcript of the gene ciita, whose product is annotated as class II, major histocompatibility complex, transactivator. NCBI's taxonomy places the organism in Eukaryota, Metazoa, Chordata, Actinopteri, Sciaenidae. Gene Ontology annotation, biological process: positive regulation of MHC class II biosynthetic process; positive regulation of MHC class I biosynthetic process; positive regulation of transcription by RNA polymerase II. The transcript has 24 exons. The record is from RefSeq and is a predicted model, not a curated record. Gene Ontology annotation, molecular function: protein binding. The coding region runs from base 42 to 4958 and encodes 1638 amino acids.
ACAAAAUCAAACUCAAUCAUAUCUGCUAUGAGCUGUCUCGCAUGGUGGACAUCAAUGUCUGGGGAGCGAAUAUCAUCACCAUGACUCAGUUCAAGGAGGUUCUGGACGGGGUGCGGCUGGCUCUGACUUCAGCACCUGUUGCCGAGAUCCAUUCUCUGCUGGAGAGUUUGGUGGAAGAGCGGAUCAUCUCGGAGGCCUACAGCAAUAGCCUGACUUUGCACGGACUUACCAGGGGGAUGACACCUGAGCGAGUUCGCAAGGAAUCAGCAUGUAAACCAGGAUCUGAUCAGAUGUAUUCUCCCGGAUCAACCACCCACCGGCACUUCAACCAAGGUCAACUCACUCAGGUGUGCCAAGAAUCUGUUGUUGAUGAACAUAACAGUGCAUGGUCCACCAGCCCACCAGUGAUGGAUCAACACCACCUGAAUCACCGGCUCUGUUCUACGCCGCUGAUAUGUGAAUACCAAAGCAGUCUAGGAUUAGAUGACGAAAUAACAGAACUGCUGAGAAGUGCAAAAUCAAUGCAGAAGCAAGUAAGUGAUAAUGAAAGAGCAAAUAAGGGGAAUUCAGAGGAUGAGAAGGAGUGGUUAGAGCAGGUAGAGGAGGCGGCUAGGAGGAUAGCCGUGCCUCUGUGGCAACACUGGGACAGAGGACAGAUGAUGUUGCUCCCCCUGGUUUCUUCUAUGACUGCUGGGUGUGAAAACACAGUGACGGAUAGUGGAGCACAAUGCAAUGGGUUGAACAUGGAUGAGGAAACAGAACUUGCCAUUGCUUGUAGGACACUAAAUCUGUAUUCUGACAGCUUUAACUGCAUCGACACAGGACUUGCGUUGCCAAACUUCACACUGGAUAAAGAAGAAGCCGAUGACACACCAAAAGGUCUCUCUUUCCCUACAUAUGAGAGUGUGUUGACCAUGGGAUUGAACACGGAUCAUUUGGAUGUUGCAGGAGCAGCAAGAAAUGGCUCGCCUGUUGAGGCCUGUGCAGCAACAGACACGAACAACAACACAUGGAUGACGGACAAAACAACAGACACGAGUGAGGACCUGCUCAGUUUGAUGGGAGACACAGUACUGUAUGGCUCUCCAGGAUUUACAGAUGACAAUGCACAUUUAUUUUCUUCUUGUACACUAAAUGACAUUUGCGGCAACACACAAGAUAACUCAUUAUAUUCCAACACGGACGAUGGAGAAAAUGUUUUCUGGGCUCCUUACGGUACAAAAACGUGCAGCACUGAUGCAGUGGAUUCACAAUGGGGUGCCAACAUGCAGCAAGUGGAUGAAGACCCAUUCAUGUGUCCUGGCUUUGGAGAAUUACCAGCAGGUGGCAAGAUGCAGGAAUUGGAUCAGGUCCUGUUUAACUACCCUGAGUUUGACAGUCUACUAGAUCUAUGCUUAGGUGAAGAUUGCCUCAAGACAAUAGAUCCAGAUGUGCUCCUUGGCGACCCAUGGUUUAACUGUGAGGAGGAACUCACCUGCAGUGACAUUCCCAUGCCAACAGAGUUACCCAGCCCAGACAGCAACCAGCAGGGACAAGAGGACAAACUAACGGGCGAAAUAAAUAACAGAAGGAAAAGAACCAGAGCUUCACGUUCAAAACAGUGCACUAAUGAGAACACGCCAUCUGGGCCAAAAAGGCAAAGAACAGCAGGUCGACCAAAACCCAAAGAGCGACAGGCUGAGCCAGUUAUCAGCCAACGAACUGAUUCAGGAUCAGAGCCAAGUCCAGCAGAGGGAGCGAGCCUGCCCACCACUCCACAAAGAAUCUUUCAUCUUCCUCCCUCCAUUCAGUUUAUUACCAUUCCAGAGACUACAGGAUAUAAGGUUGUUCAGACACUGAGGCUCUCACCUCCGGUUAUUGGCCUCCCACUCCCCAAUUCAGCUGCUUCACCUACUUAUAUAUUCGUUCCUGCUCCCUCACCAUCCUGCAAACGUCAAAUGCCUCCCCUCUCCCCAGUGGACGGUGCAGUAGUGCCAGUUCAAGCCAGCUCAUCCCCACCAGGAUCUCUGUCAGACACUGCUAGCAAAGCCAUGUCUCCCCCCCUUUGUACCUCACCCGUCUCCCCCAGCAAUGUGAUGUCUGCAUGUAAGGAAUCGCCUCUUCCUCAGUCUCCCACUGUCCCUGAUAUUCCACAAGCGGUAAAGGACUACAUACAGGAAGCCAAAGCACGUAUGUGUCAGGAUUUGGAGGCAAAUCUUAGCCUGACCUCUCAUCACGUCGAUGUGCAAGUGAGCCAGAGAGACAUAGUUCGCACUGCAAAACCCACAAACAAAGUCCUGGACAAAGAGCUAGUUAUUAUGGGAGAUACAGAUCGGCAAAAGAGCUUGUUGCGACCAAGCCAGAUCUUCGAAGGCUCAAAUGGAGACAAACUCAAACGCUACAUAUUGCUACUUGGCAAUGCUGGCAUGGGAAAGACUACCCUGAUCAGGAAGCUGUGUCUUGACUGGUCCAGAGACUGCAUUCCGCAGUUUGACUUUGUCUUCCUAUUAGACGGCAAAGCACUCACAUUAACAGAGUCGACCUUUAGCCUUCAGUCCCUCCUAUUAAACGUCUCCUCCUUUGUUCCUCCCUGUUUGGAUCCAGAGGCAGUGUUCGCUCAAAUCCUUGCAGCCCCUAAGCGUGUGCUCAUCAUUUUUGAUGGGUUUGAUGAGUUGCGUGACUAUGAAUCUCUACUCCAAACUCAAGAAAAAGACUUGACGACAUCAUUGCAGAGAGACAGCAAAGCACAGACAUACACAGUAAGACAGUUAUACUCUGCCAUCCUUCAGAGGAUCCUCCUUCCAGGUUGCACUCUUUUACUUUCUACCAGACCAAAAGGUACUGCCAGCCAGCUACUCCGGCGGACGGACAGCUUUUUGGAGAUGUGUGGCUUCACCCCGACAGACAUAGAGACAUAUCUGUCCCAGUACGUCACAGAUCCUGCCCUCAGAGCAUCUGCUUUGGACUGCCUAAAAAACUGCAGCUACCUACAUCUCCUGUGCUGGAACCCUGGACUAUGUCAGUUGGUCUGCUGGCUUUUACAAGAGUCCAAAGGUUUGGAGGUCCUACCGAGAACUUUAACCGGGCUCUGCCAUCAAGUGCUUCGUCUGAAAAUGGAAAUGGACAGUAAAACCACACACUCAGAGGCUGAACCUCAAACGGAAAUACCCGUGCAAUCUGGAGAAGAGACCCAGACACAAAUCUCAAGUAGUUCUAAAGUGAAGAGGUGUCAAAGAAAUACUCGGACAAAGUCCAGUUCACAGGUUCACACUCGUCCCCAAAGAGCAAGGAGGACCAAAAAACAGGAGAAAGAGGAAGAUGAAGUGGACCAAGAGGAGAUGGAGAGUGGUAGUGAGGAAGUAGAUAGAACACAGCAGAGAGAGUUGCUGUCCCAGCUGAGUUCUUUGGCCUGGGAGUGUGUCAAAGCAAACUCCUCCAUCCUCCCGACAGGGCGGCUCACAUCUGCCAAACUCAAGGAAUUUGGCUACAGGACAGGGCUUUUUACCUCCUACCACCUGAGGAGGCAAGUUGUCUCCAGUGGUGAGACAAAGGGAGGAGGAAGAGGGGACAAAGAGGACAUUAGAAGAGAAGUGAAAGAAGACAGUGGAAACGCCUAUGCUGGCGAUGACAACAUCAUGUUGUGGGCCAACCCUUUUCUUCAGAGUUACUUGGCAGGGGUCCAUUUGUCUUUGUCAAGGACUGUUUCAGAUCGCACCUUCCUUCAGACCCUUCCUUUCCAGUCAGGUCCAAAGGCACGUCGGCGUCCUCAAAGGGAAGAGCUUGAGCUCACUCAACGAUUUGCAGUCGGGCUUCUUUUCCACGACAGGAGAGAGCUGAAGAGGCUUCACUCACACACAGCGACUGCCUUUAGAGACAUGGUGGUCGGCAAGCAGGCUUUAGUAACAAAGCACCUUGAAGGUCUUUUGUACGGUGACCUAAGCCCUGCCCAGGUCCUGGAGGCUUGUCACUAUGUUUAUGAGGCAAGUUCAACACAUGGUGAUGGUAGCAGAGACAGUGGCAGCACAGAGCUAGUUGGUCACCUGGCAUCAAAUCUCCCAGAAGUCCUCACAUUUCGUGGAGUUCCACUAAACCCAGCGGACGUUUUCGCUGUGCAGAACGUUCUUGAAAGGGGUGGAACUGAGGGUAGAAGUUUUUGUUUGGAUCUGGAGGAUUCUGGGAUACAGAUCUCUGGACUCAGAGCUUUGGUGGGACUCAACAACCUGAAUACAUACAGGGCAUGCAUUGCUGAUGUCAUCUCCUUAUGGGAGCAGCUGGAGCAAGGUGAUGACGAAGGACUCCGACAACGGGCGGUAUCCAAACUCAAGAUUCACCCCCUAAAAGCCACACAGAUGUGUCACAUAGAGCACCUGGCAAAGCUGGUCAACAUCCAUACGCAAAAGAGGCUGUCAGACAGUCCCAGCCAAUUAGAUUCCAUCUUGGCAGAGGGAGUACCAGCUGUCAAAGAGCUGCACAAGCUGGAGUUUGAGCUUGGUCCAGAGAAUGGUCCCCUUGCUCUCCCAAUGCUGUGGGAACUCCUGCCAGGCCUACACAACCUACAGCACUUAGAUCUAGAGAAUAGUAAGAUAGGGGACAAAGGAGCAGAGAAGUUGGCUGAUGCUUUAGUCUCACUCUGUUUCCUGGAGGUACUCAAUCUGUCACAGAAUUGCAUAGGAAACGAGGGGGUGAAAAAACUGGCAACCACGCUGAAGGGUCUGCCCAAACUGCACUGUUUAAGCCUUUACAGUAAUGUGAUUUCUGACGAAGGGGCAGAGAGUUUAGCAGAUGUCCUGCCACAUGUGGCUUCCCUCACUGAUCUUGACGUGAAGUAUAACAAGCUCACAGAUGUUGGAGCACAGAGCCUGGGAGUCAGUCUGAGAAACUGUAAAAGAAUGAAAACUUUGAGGAUGUGGAACCAGUGUAUUCCAUACGGAGUGUUCGAGAGACUUCAGCAACAGGACAAUCGGAUUCUUUGCCAUUAAAAAUAAGAAUCCUCUCAAUACAAAGCUAUGAGCUUUUUUUUUCUCAUGCAUAUGUUUACACUACACAAUGCAUUAUCUGAAGCAUGUAUGCUUGACCUACAUCGGUUAACAAGAAGCAAAGAGAGAGUGAGCACUAAAACAAAACAAACUGUAUUCCUCUGUUUGGCAGCUUGAUUUCAAAGAUUCCAGGCAGGGCUACAAGGAAGUAAUAAAUCCUUCAGAGCCAUGCAGGGUGUGUGUGUGUGUGUGUGUAAAGACGUGUGGUUUUGUUUGAUAGAAAUUCAAGAAGCAUAUUUGCACUAUGAUAUUUCUCAUGAUGCUGGCUAGUUUUUAUACUCUGUGCCAUUCUUAGAUUUUGUUCCUGUUUUUUUUUUUUUUCGCAAACAGUAUUUUUGUGUGUUCUUCUUUUCUACAUGAGCUGUACAUUAUAGAUGGAUUAAAAAUUGUCCUGCACUUUAAUGUAAACAAAAUCAUUUUCAACUGGUUUGUGCCGUCAUUUCCCGUGUUCUUUUGAAUUCAUUGGUGUAUUAUGAACUACUUUUCACUUCCUUCUCAACAGGUUUCUGUUCUGUAUUUUGAUAAACACUGACCUUUAACAAGGUGAUGGUGUGUGUGAUUGCAUAGUCCAUUGCAUUAUUUUACUUGCUUUAAUCGGAAUUUUUCUGACUGUACAGAGCGGGGGACACUUUCUCGAAUUUUGACGUAAUGGUAAAAUAAGUGGGAGUACAUAAAGUACUAUACUAUAAAUAUUCUUGAUCUUGACUAUUCUCUUUCUAAUCUGUAAAGUUAUGGAAAUGUAAUACUAAAUCACUUGAGUGCUGCUUUAAAAGUAAAAAAAAAUAAACGUCAGGUCAAGUAAGAACUCAAUCAGAUAAUCACUGGCAAACCUCUGAGCCGCUACCCACAUCAUGACAUUUGUUUAUCAAUUAAAAUCAGUCUGUUUGUUUGACUUCAAAACUC